AAGAAAGCCUGCGAAGGCCCGGAGCCGCAGCAGAGGCCGGACCAUGGCUGACCCGCUGCAGCAGCGCACCGAGCAGCUGGUGGCGGACUACCUGGAGUACUGCUCCCGGGAGCCCGGCACCCCCGAGUCGCCACCGGCCACGGCCGAGGCCGCUGUGCUGCGCGCCACGGCCGCCGUUGUACGGAAACUCUACCCGUCCUUCUUCUCCGCUUACCGCGGCUACCCCAGGAACCGCGUCGAGCUGGUGGCGAGGAUGGCGGAGGCCUUGCUCUCCGACAGUCCCGGUCCCACCUGGGGCAACGUGGUGAUGCUCCUGGCCUUCGCGGGGACGCUGCUAGAGAGGGGGCCGCUGGUGACCGCCCGGUGGAAGAAGUGGGGCUUCCAGUCGCGGUUGAAGGAGCCGGAGGGCGACGUCGCCCGGGACUGCCAGCGCCUGGUGGGCUUGCUGAGCUCGCGGCUCGUGGGGCAGCACCGUGCCUGGCUGGAGGCUCAGGGCGGCUGGGUGAGCACGCGGAGGAGGACGUGGGGCGGGAUGGGCACCUGGGAAGGGCCCGCCCACAAAGGCUGGCAGGAAUGGCUUUUGUUACUUCUUCAGGACCUCCUACUCGCUGGCAUGGAGAAAACUGCUGGUCCCGGUUUUCCUGUCAUGGUUGUUAACAGCAGCAUUCAUCUACUUCUGGACACGAUAAUUAGGAGUUUUAAAAUUUUUAGCCCACUUCUGCCUGCCCAACUGUGACCAACGAAGUGACCGAGGGGUGAGCUCCAGAACGGAGAGAAAGCACCGUCCUCCCACCCCAGAUAUUUUUACCUGAAUGCAUACAAGGAGCCCUAAGGUGAUGGUUUGGCCAGUGUUUUAACUUGUGACAAGUACUCAUGUGUGAGGACAAGAAUGCAGAUGGCUCUUUCUUGAGUGGGAGAAAUGGGGAGUCUAGUGCCUCAUUAUGCCAAAGAAUCGCAGAAGAAACUGCAUUCCAUUAAAUGGGAAAUAGGGUGCUAUUUGCUGAAACUUGGAUAAGAGUGAAUGUGAACAUCUCAUCUUCACAACUUCAUGUGCUGCUGACUCAUUUUAAUCUUGGCCACAGCUGGGGCAACACAAGCCCCAAAGCAGAAAAAGUCCCACUUUAACAAGGAAUGUCACCUUAAAAUCAUUUAUAAGGAAUUCUUUGAGACCAAAUCCUUUGAAAUUUAAUGCCUGGGACAUUUAGGUUUUUAUAGUUAACGUAUUAAUUAAUAAAUUGUUAACAUUAAAGUUUCAAUAAAUUUAUAUCUU
Molecule: messenger RNA, 1270 nt
Organism: Saimiri boliviensis boliviensis (Bolivian squirrel monkey)
Lineage: Eukaryota; Metazoa; Chordata; Mammalia; Primates; Cebidae
Source: RefSeq, a predicted model, not a curated record